Tinamus guttatus (white-throated tinamou) is the source of this 710-nucleotide messenger RNA. NCBI's taxonomy places the organism in Eukaryota, Metazoa, Chordata, Aves, Tinamiformes, Tinamidae. The record is from RefSeq and is a predicted model, not a curated record.
AUGACCUUAAAAUGGACGGGGAGGAAAAGCUCGGGGGGUCGCGGGUCAGGGAAUGUGGAGAGACGUCGUCGCCUAUCCCGGUCCUGCUCCCGGGGCAGAAAGACUGCGGGUUCGGCCGCCUCGGCGCUCUGGUUCGUCAUGGAGUUCUGCGACGGCGGCACCAUGAACGAGUACCUGCUGGCGCGCGGCCCCGACGCCCGCCUCCACGGAAGCUUCAAUCGGCAGGCACCCACCGCACCGCGGCCCUGCGGGCUUUGGGAGCGUCAGGAUGCGGCGUAUCCCGGAGCACAGAGCUUGCGGGAAGUCCCUGAUGUGGGGUUCUCUGUGUUGCAGGUGGCGGAUUUUGGCCUCAGCAAGGUGUGCCAGGGCAAGGGCAACGUGAACCAGCACCGCUUCUCCUCCGCCUGCGGCUCCAACUUCUACAUGGCCCCGGAGGUGUGGGAGGGCCACUACACUGCCAAGGCCGAUAUAUUCGCCCUCGGCGUCAUUUUCUGGGCCAUGGCGGAGAGGAUCACCUUCCGGGACGGGGACACGGAGAAGGAAUUGCUCGGGACGUACGUGUGCCAAGGCCAGGAGCUCAUCCCCCUCGGCGAGGCGCUGCUGGAGAAUCCCAACCUGAAGCUGCAGAUCCCGCUGCGGAGCAAGAAGGCCCUUCCCGAGGACCUCUGCGAGCUGCUGCGCGACAUGCUGGCCCCCAACCCCCGGGAGCG